AUGUCCCAGUCAGACGCAGAUCAACUCUCCAGCCUCCUGUGCAGAGGGUGUCCGAAACUGCAGCCCAGCGUUACGGCAGCGAGAAAUGCCAAGCAAGCCCGACUGCAUGAGAUCAAUACGUUGAAAAACGAUCUCAACGAGACCGCUCUGCUGGAGCAAUUCUUCAGUCGAAGCUUUGUCACUUUCGGCUUCUCCCAGAGUAUAUCCGCCGAAAUGUGUCUAGACCCGUCAAUUGAGUGCAAACCGCUUCUGGCUAUGAUGGAAACCGCGCAGCUCAGCAGCGAUUCGAUGCGGGCAUGUCGGGAGGCAAUCGCAUCCCUACAGUGGAGCUUCAAGCUUGAGUCCGCAGCCAUAGAACCCACGGACGAAACGCGCGCUGUCUUCGCUUGGCCAUCCUUGCUGUCGUCAGCUUUUAUGGAUUUGCUGAGCACUCGGACGCCUGAAGCGCUGGUCAUCCUUUGUUUCUACGGAAGACUGCUACACCGGCACAGAAAGGUCUGGUUCGUCGGCGAUACUGGGCUUCGCUUGGUAGCGGGAAUGUUUCCCAGGAGGCCUCAGCAAGCGUGCUUGGUGGACUUCUCAACAACAGUGGGUUACGGUUUGCCACAAAGCCAGCCUUCUUCGUACGCAAUCCAAGUACCUGUGAAGAGGACCGUGUACAUCCAGCUGUACUAUGAUCGUUCUGCCAACAGAGCCUUGAUACGCUUCUCUUCUCAUCGUCCACCAAGUAUAGCCCGUCAUUGUCCAGCAAAGCAGCGACACUGCCCGUCUUGUAUAGCACAAGUUCGAAGAUUAUCCCAUUCUGUCAACCGUCAGGUCAUCCAGUACCGCGGUGCCGAGUCUACUCACCGCAUUGUUUCGACGUUUCCAACGAGCGACCUUCCGCGCCAUUCGAGAGAUGUCGUAGCCCCCCGAAGCAGCGGGCGAUACAGACACGACAAACCCUUGAGGCCACACUGA
Boeremia exigua is the source of this 960-nucleotide messenger RNA. RefSeq lists its product as uncharacterized. Gene Ontology annotation, molecular function: DNA-binding transcription activator activity, RNA polymerase II-specific. The record is from RefSeq and is a predicted model, not a curated record. NCBI's taxonomy places the organism in Eukaryota, Fungi, Ascomycota, Dothideomycetes, Pleosporales, Didymellaceae. The coding region runs from base 1 to 960 and encodes 319 amino acids. Gene Ontology annotation, biological process: regulation of transcription by RNA polymerase II. The transcript has 3 exons.